AUGUCUUUCUUUUUCUUCUCUUUUCCCGAGAAUGUCUUUCGUUUCUCUUUCGUUUAUGUUUUAUGCAACGUCUUUAUUUCCAUCUCUUUCCUGAAUUAUAUUUUUAAGUCCCUUUUUUCUUCUCAGGGGAAGUUCUUUUUUCCGACUGUUUUUUUAUAUAAACCUUUUCUUUUCUUUUUUUUUCUUCUCAUCUUUAAUUUUAUGUUUCUUUUCUCUAAAUGUUUUUUCUUUAUUUUUUUCCGUAACAUUUCUAUCUUUUUUAUGUCUUUCUACAUUUCUGAAAUUCUUUUUCAUUAUAUAUCUUUCCUUCUUUUCCCUCUUCACAAACAUCUUUCUUUUUUUGUUUCAAUUUUUUAUAGUGUAAAGCCUUUCUGUCUUCUUUAUUUUCAACCUCAUUUUAAUCUUUAUAUUUGUUUCUUUUUCUUCUCUCUUCUAAAAAAUUUCUUACAUAUUUUUACCGCCUUUCUAUCUCUACCUCUCUUUCUGUCACUUUCUCUUUCUUAUAAAGUUUCAGUUUUUCUUUCUUCUUUUCUUAAAUUCUUUUUCACUAUAUCUCUUUCCUUCUUUUUCCUCUUCACAAAAAAUUUCUUUCUUUUUUUUUUGUUUGAACUAUUCUUAUUUCUCUCUUUCGUUGAAAUUUUCCUUAUUUUUUUCUUUUGUUUUCGUUUUAUAAAAAAACUUUUCUUUUUGUCACUUUCUCUUUCUUAUAAAGUUUCAGUUUUUCUUUUUUUUAUUUGUUACUUUUUUUCGCCAUUUCUACUUCUUUCCUUCGUGAUGCAAAUUGCCAAUGCGUAUUUUCGUAUAAAAAGAACCAAAGCUAUCUAUCUAUCUAUCUAUCUAUCUAUCUAUCUAUCUAAAUUCAUAUCUCUCUUGAUAUCUAUCUUCAUGUCUCUCUUCAUGACUAUCUAUCUUCAUAUCUGUCUAUCUUCAUAUCUCUCUGUCUGUCUGUCUAUCUAUCGUCAUAUCUAUCUAUCUUCAUAUCUAUCUAUCUAUCUAUCUAUCUAUCUAUCUAUCUAUCUAUCAUCACUUUCUACCUAUGUUCAUAUCUCUUUUCAUAUCUAUAUUCAUAUCUGUCUACAUAUCUUCAUAUCUCUCUUCAUAUCUAACUUCAUAUAUCUCUCCAUGACUAUCUAUCUAUCUAUCUAUCUUCAUAUAUGUCUAUCUAUGUUAACAUCUUUCUUCAUGUCUAUCUAUCUUCAUACCUAUCUUCAUAUGUAUCGAUCUACCUAUCUACACAUCUCUCUUCAUAUCUAUGUUCAUAUCUCUCUCUCUCUUUCUCUCUCUCUCUCUAUCUAUUUAUUUUCAUAUCCCUCUUCAUAUCCAUAUCUCUCUUCAUUUUAUUCAAAUUCAAAUCUAUCUAUUCUCUAUCAAAUUCUUUGUUCUAAAUCUAUCUAUUUAUCCCUAUCUAUCAUAUAUCUCUAUUCCUAUCUAUCUAUCUCUCUAUCAAAUUCUUUGCAUAUCUAUCUAUCUAUCUAUUUAUCUAUCUAUCUAUCUAUCUAUCGUCAUAUCUCUAUUCCUAUCUAUCUAUCUAUCUAUCUAUCUAUCUAUCUAUCUAUCUAUCUAUCGUCUUAUCUCUAUUCCUAUCGAUCUAUCUAUGUAUCUAUCUAUCUCUCUUCAUAUCUCUUUAUCUAA
This is a messenger RNA of Acanthosepion pharaonis, 1632 nucleotides long. Lineage: Eukaryota; Metazoa; Mollusca; Cephalopoda; Sepiida; Sepiidae. The record is from the annotation of a GenBank genome assembly.